Molecule: messenger RNA, 1104 nt
Organism: Phoenix dactylifera (date palm)
Lineage: Eukaryota; Viridiplantae; Streptophyta; Magnoliopsida; Arecales; Arecaceae
Product: putative disease resistance RPP13-like protein 1
Molecular function (GO): ADP binding
Source: RefSeq, a predicted model, not a curated record
UGCGGCCCCCGGCCCCAGCCCCUACAAAUACCGAACACCCCCCGUUACCUAAACCUUCGAUCUUUCCGCUCGCCAUGGGGAAAAAGAAGCGAACUCGAGUUUCCGAGGACGAGAACGAGAAGACCGGAGAGAUCCCAGGGGCCGGCGAAUCAUCGAUGAAGACUCCCAAAGAGAAGAGCUUAUACGAGAUUCUAGGUGUGGAGAGGGCAGCAUCUCAGCAGGAAAUAAAGAAGGCAUACUAUAAGUUGGCCUUGCGUCUUCAUCCGGAUAAGAAUCCUGGAGAUGAGGAAGCCAAGGAAAAAUUUCAACUCUUGCAGAAGGUGAUUUCUAUUCUUGGGGAUGAAGAGAAAAGGGCAAUAUAUGAUCAGACUGGUUAUGCUGGUGAUGAUGCCCUGGUUGGUGAAGCUGCCGAAAAUCUGCAAGAGUUUUUCAGAUCAAUGUAUAAAAAGGUAACAGAGGCUGAUAUUGAAGAAUUUGAAGCUAAUUACAGAGGGUCAGAUUCAGAGAAAAAGGAUUUAAAGGAUUUGUAUAUAAAAUUCAAAGGCGAUAUGAACAGGCUUUUCUGUUCAAUGCUUUGUUCUGAGUCAAAGUUGGAUUCACACCGGUUCAAAGAUAUAAUCGAUGAGGCAAUAGCUGAAGGAGAACUGAAGACAAGCAAAGCAUAUCAGAAAUGGGCGAAGCAGGUUUCUCAAACAGAACCACCUACCAAUCCUCUACAGAGAAGGGGGAAGUCAAAGAAACAAAAAGAAGCAGAUCUUGUUGCACUAAUCUCUCAACGCAUGAGCCAGAGGAAACAGCAGUUCAACUCUGUUCUCUCCUCCAUCAUGGCCGAGUGCGAUGCAGAUGCUGCCCCAGAACCUUCAGAACAAGAGUUUGAGAUGGCCCGGAAAAGAAUUGAAAGCAGCAAGCAAGCCAAAAAGAAGAGGCAUUAGUCUACCACCAUUUUGUAUUAAUUCCUGCUUAAGUAAUUGUGUUAUCCAUCCUUUGUGUAUAACCUGUUUAAGUAAUUAUUCUUGUCUGUAAAAGAUUAUUUUCAAUUUAGGGCGCUGUAAUUUUAUGCAAACGGAGAAAAUUUAACACUAUAUCUAUGCUCGUUGUGUUCAA